AUGAUCAGUGCUGCUUAUUUAUCAAAACAUUUCAAACGAAUAACAAUCAUAGAAUCAGAUGAUGUGUUAAGUGAUACUUUAAAUAAAUCCACACCCAAUGAAUUAUUAGCUUAUCAUUGUCACCUUGAAAGUCCAACAUCAAUAGGACGCUCAGGUGUUAGUCAAAUCUACCAAAUACACGUACUCAAAGCUGAAGUAUUUAAUGUAUUACAUGAAUUAUUUCCUCAUUUAAAAUAUAAAUUGAAAAAUGAAUAUAAUGUUCGUCUAUAUUCAUUAAAAAAAGCAAUUCAACUAAUUGUUGAUCAAUCAGUCAAUAUUGUUCAAGAUGUAAAAUAUCGAUUAAAACAACAUGUUGAUUCACAAUUUAAUUUAAUUGUACCAACUGAACAAAUACAUUUUGGUUGUGGUUAUAUUUCAUUUAUAGGUGAAAGAUUUAAAACAGGAAAUCCAUCAUUAGAUUCAAUAUCUAUUAUUGGCUGCAAUAUUAAUUCAUCAGAUAAUAAUACAGGAUGUUAUAUAACUCCAAUACGCAAUGCAAUGUGUGCAUUUAAUCCUCAACAUGCACAGGGUAUGACACAUGCAUUACGACAUGCAAGAGAUCAACGUGUUGCAGCCAUUACUGAAGAAUGUUGGCUUGCUUCAACAAUAAGUGAUUGGAAAACACCAACAUUAAAAAUCAUAAAAAAUUGA
This is a messenger RNA of Rotaria sp. Silwood1, 690 nucleotides long. The record is from the annotation of a GenBank genome assembly. NCBI's taxonomy places the organism in Eukaryota, Metazoa, Rotifera, Eurotatoria, Philodinida, Philodinidae.